GAAUGCCUCACGGGACCAGCCAGCUUCUCCCAGUGCUUACUCCGUGCCGGGCACUGGCCACACACUAGAUGCCGUGACCCAUUUGGGCCUUGUGGAAGCCUGUGUGGCAGGUGCUCCUGUUGGCCCACUUCCGGGACCAGAAAGCUGUGGCCCCAGAGAGGGGUGCUGACCACGAUGUAGGGGCCUGGGUGGUCUGCCCCUCGGAGGAACUGAGGCUCUACGGCUGGUGACGAAGCCUCCACCUUGAGUGAUGCAUCAGGAGGGAGAGGGGGCUCUGGAGGCUCCUGCGCUGGCCUGGAGGUGACAGGUGGCACAGGCGGAACUCGCCAGGUCCUCAAACUCCCCGGGGGAACGGGAAGUGGGGUUCCCACCACAUGAGUGGAAAGCAGAGAGCUGGAACUAGCCGAUGACAGGCUGGCAUCGCCGAGCCCACAGCAGCCACGCUGGCAGUAAAGCGGGAGAAAGAGCUGAGGGCUGCUGUGAGGUCGGGUGAGACCCCAGCGCAGGCCCACUCGCCGGAAUGGAGUGAAUUACAGGAUGAAGUCACUGUCCCUGCACAACCUUGAGGAGGCUGGCAAGAGCAAGGUGUCAGGGAGCGGGCCUGUCACCUGUCAGAUGUCCGCUUCAAAAUGCCGCCUUUCUGGGCCCCCCUCUGGGCAUAGUGUCAGUGCAGGAUAAUCAAGUGACAGAUUUUCCCGGGACACUGGAGGAAGGGGACAGAGAGCACGUCAGGGGGGAAAUGACGGGAGGCGGGCAGAGAAAAUGGGGCGGCAGCCGCUCCGCACGCUGGGGGCUGGGCCGCGGGCGUGGGAGGGCCAGGUCUGCCAAGUGGGUUUGGGCUCGGGAGGCGGGCCAGCGCUGGAAGCGUAUGAGUGGCGCUCUUGUGCCCAUGCGGAGCGGAGGCCACGGUGCCAAAGGGCCUUGUAACCGGGGGUCUGUGGGUCUCCCCGCAGCCUCCGCCCCUCCGCCCGAGCACCCCUGCACUGGAGAUGAGGCCCCGGCUACUGCCCGUGUUCUUCGGGGAGGGCGUCGAGGUGAACCGAGAACCCACACCCGAGAUCCGCUGCAACUCCGAGGUCAAGUACACCUCCGAGAAGCACUUCCGGGACAACGUCUUCUACGCGCCGGUGCCCACGGUGACGGCCUACAGCGAGACGAUCGUGGCCGCGCCCAACUGCACGUGGCGCAGCUACCGCAGCCAGCUGACCCUGGAGCCGCGCCCGCGCGCCCUGCAUUUCUGCAGCACGACCAUCAUCUUCCCCAAGCAGGCCCGCAGCUCGUUCCGCACCACCCUGCACUGCAGCCUGGGCCGGCCCAGCCGCUGGUUCACGGCCAGCGUGCAGCUCCAGCUGUGCCAGCACCCCGGGCCCUGCCUCCUGGGGCCCACAGCGCUCUAACGGGGCGGCCGGGCCCCCACGUAACCGGGCGGGAGCCCUGGGGGCGGAAGGACCAUAGACUCCAGGGCUCGGCCUGGAGCCGGGUCGGUAGGGAGGUGCAGAGGCCGAGGACCUGGCUGCCUGGCGGGGUGUCCCCGUGCUGGACUCUGUCAACGCAUCCAUUUUGCUGGCCCCUAAAGCGGUGAGGCAGCCUGGCCACAGCUCUCUGAGGAGCAUGAGGUGGGGGACAAGCAGCAGGAGGCUGGGCAAAGGCUGGACGCGAAUGCCUGGGCUGAUGUUGGUCAUACGGGGGGUCUGCAGCCUAGGAAAGACCCCGCCUUAGCUGUCCCAGCGUCCUCUGCCCCCGAGUGGAGGGCAUAGCCCGUCUGAACUGAGGCCUUUGAGCUCUGCGUCCCGAGUCUCGCUCGAAGGCGUCCCUGUCAGCCUCCGUCCACACAAGGCCUCCAGGACCAGCACUUCCGGGGGGCAGAGUGCUGGGUGCCAAGGGGAGGCGUUGAAGCUCUCCAGAAAUGUCUGUUGUCACCUGCCUAAGGCUCAGGUGUAGCUGUCGCCUUAAAGAGAUACUGCGGGGGGCCUGGGCUGCCUGUUACCGUGGUGACAGUGCUACAGGGUUCACCUCGCAUGUAUGAUGUCGGAAGACGAAGACCAGCAAGGACUCGCUGGGGCUGGGGUUCCCAGCCGGCUGCUCCCUGGGACAGAUGCCCCAGAAGCCCCAGGUGUCUAUGGAAAUGCCCCCAGACCUGAAUGGAUCCACCCCGGUCGCCACCCCAUCCAUCCCCCAGGCGGGACAAAGCCUGGGGCUUUUGCAUCCUCAUGCUGGUGAGGAUGGGGCCUCGGAGCUCAGUCCAGGAGAGGCAAAGUGACUGAUAUAUUUUUAUAUAUCUACACAGACAGUGCAUAUUCUCUCCAGAAUGCUUUCUGAAUAACAGAGAAAUAACUUAAGAAUCGACUAUCUUAAUAAAAUGUGCAAACCCAAAGAUGCUCCUUCCUGUUUCUGAGACCCUCAGAUCCCAUGUGGGUUGCUGGGGGAGGGUCACAUUGGCCUUCGUAAGCCACCCCCCACCCCCCUAUGCCAGCCUCAGGGUGCGCCAGCUCCACCAAGAGCCAGUUAAUAAAUGCAGAGGCCCAGGCCCCACCCUGGGACGCAGGCCUGGGCCCUGCAGAAUCUGUUUGACAUUCGCAGUCCAAAUGCCGGCCCUGCACACCGACGAAUCCGAAGGCCUCCCAGUCCCUGGAGAAGGCCCCACCCCCCGCUGCCUCUGCAAAGCAGCAGUCAUGGCCCGCAUUGCAACUCGUUUCUCCCCAUCUCGUCUCCAUCCCUGGAGGAGCCUCUGGGGGCCCCGGGUUGUGAGUGCACUUAGCGAGACACUCAGCAGCCGAGGGACAACGUCCUCUGUCCUCGAGUCGGGCAAGCGAGGUGUCUGUGACAGACGCCUCCUGCUGGGGACAGAUCCUCCGAGGGGGCGGGCACAGGAGCGCAGUGGGCUGCGUCACUUGUGGUCUCUCCAUGUCCGAGCCCUAGCCUGGCAGUGUGUAAAUAAUGACAAAGGGACGCUGGCUGCCUCACAGCACUCCCGCUCCGGGCCGGUGGCAAAUGCGCACGCCGUCCCCCUUGUCGUCCCCCUUUCAGUCACCGGCUGAGAGGCGCACUGCUGUGUCUCCACUUGGCAGAAGCGUCAGUGGGCACAGAGAGGUUCAGGAACCAAGGCCCAACGCGGGGUGGGCCCGGAGGCUGGAAGGAGAGCGUGUGACUUUAUUUCUCUCAGCAUCUGCAAGACGGGCACCCAGUCUGACCUCCCAGGCUGUGGGGACAAUAAUUCAUGCUUGUGAAGCCUCUCCCGGGACCCUUCUCGGGGGUGGGGCCGGGAGCCCACCCCUCUCGCGGGGGCAGAAAAUCGUCCGAAGGUCGGGGGGCCGGCGUUGGCCCCAAACGGCCAUCCUGACCCACCUCCCUCAGCCUCUUCCUCUGUUACCCCUGCCCAUCUCUGCGCUCACCUGUCUCAAAUCAAACUCAGCAGACCUCCCCCAGCCCCACCAUCACCAAAAAACAGGUGCCCCCAACCCUCUGGGCCCGACGGGUCCCCCUGCAGGAGUGACAAGAACGGCAGCCUGGCAGCGGGCAGACGGCGUGAGCACCUGACCUUCACAAUGACCCUGUGACGUAGCUGCUGAGAAACCAAGCGAGGAAGCAGAGCUGGCCCGACUCGAGGGUCUGCAGAUGGAAGGACAGCCAGCCUGUCA
Pteropus alecto (black flying fox) is the source of this 3638-nucleotide messenger RNA. Its product is annotated as refilin-A. The record is from RefSeq and is a predicted model, not a curated record. Lineage: Eukaryota; Metazoa; Chordata; Mammalia; Chiroptera; Pteropodidae. Gene Ontology annotation, cellular component: actin filament bundle. Gene Ontology annotation, molecular function: filamin binding. The coding region runs from base 990 to 1397 and encodes 135 amino acids. Gene Ontology annotation, biological process: actin filament bundle organization; negative regulation of chondrocyte development; negative regulation of bone mineralization involved in bone maturation. The transcript is spliced from 2 exons.